This is a messenger RNA of Miscanthus lutarioriparius, 459 nucleotides long. Lineage: Eukaryota; Viridiplantae; Streptophyta; Magnoliopsida; Poales; Poaceae. The record is from the annotation of a GenBank genome assembly.
AUGGAAACACUCCCUGGAUACUUGAAGGACGUAAACCCAAGGGAUUUGCAUGUAGAGUGCGACAUCUCCCUGCUCGCUUCCAUAGCUGAAGGGGAAUCUGGCCCUGAGUGGGACAAGUUCAGCCAUAUCAAGCAGGUCAAGGCAUAUGCAGAUGAUGAUGACAACAACAUUGAAAGGAAGUGGUACGUGAAGUACACGAGAGAUCCUUUCAGCUUCAAGACAAACAUCAGCCCCUCUGCCAGACGCUUCAGAGGAGGUGUUAUUGGACAAAGUGGAGCAAGUUUGAAGGAAUUCAUCGUGGAACAACAGAGGAGUAAUAAUAAAGUGGAGUGCCGCAUGGACAAAAAGCAGCCUUGGAGGCUGGAGCUAUCAUCGCUUCGGCCGAAGAAGAAGCAAUGGAGCCUGAUUACUACGCUGCGGGUCGUCGUGAGGCAGUCAGAUGCUGGACACUGCAAAUAA